Racocetra fulgida is the source of this 334-nucleotide messenger RNA. Lineage: Eukaryota; Fungi; Glomeromycota; Glomeromycetes; Diversisporales; Gigasporaceae. The record is from the annotation of a GenBank genome assembly.
AAAAUCACUAAAGAAAAAGAGAAAAAUAGGCAUAUUUUAUGUCAAACAAAUGAAGACCACCUUGUAAAAGAAAGUUUAAUAAAACUAGAUGUCCAACUUGAAGAUGAUGAAGUUAAAAUAGGAAUAGAUAGAAUAGAUAGUCAGCUUGGAGAUAACAAUGAUGAAAUAGAAAUAGAUAGUCAGUUUGAAGAUGACAAAGAUGAAAUAGGAAUAAAUAGUCAGCUUGGAGGUGAUGAAGAUAAAAUAGAAAGUCAGCUUGGAGAUGCCAAAAGUAGAAUAGAAAUAGAUAAUCAGCUUGAAGAUGAUGAAGGUGGAAUACUUGGAGAUAAUGAAG